ACCGGUCUCGCCAUGGAGCGGAAAGUGCUUGCGCUCCAGGCCCGAAAGAAAAGGACCAAGGCCAAGAAGGACAAAGCCCAAAGGAAAAAUGAAACUCAGCACCGAGGCUCUGCCCCCCAUUCUGAGAGUGAUCUGCCAGAGCAGGAAGAGGAGAUUCUGGGCUCUGAUGAUGAUGAGCAGGAAGAUCCCAAUGAUUACUGUAAAGGAGGUUAUCAUCUUGUAAAAAUUGGUGAUCUGUUCAAUGGCAGAUACCAUGUGAUCUGAAAGUUGGGCUGGGGGCACUUUUCAACAGUGUGGCUAUCAUGGGAUAUUCAGGGAAAGAAAUAUGUGGCAAUGAAAGUAGUUAAAAGUGCUGAACACUAUACUGAAACAGCACUAGAUGAAAUCCGGUUGCUGAAAUCAGUCCGCAAUUCAGACCCCAGUGAUCCAAACAGAGAAAUGGUCGUUCAACUACUAGAUGACUUUAAAAUAUCAGGAGUUAAUGGAACACAUAUCUGCAUGGUGUUUGAAGUUCUGGGGCAUUACCUGCUCAAGUGGAUCAUCAAGUCCAACUAUCAAGGGCUUCCGCUGCCUUGUGUCAAAAAAAUUAUCCAGCAAGUGUUACAGGGCCUGGACUAUUUACACACCAACUGCCGUAUCAUCCACACUGACAUUAAACCGGAAAACAUCUUGUUGUCGGUGAACGAGCAGUACAUCCGGAGACUGGCAGCAGAAGCCACAGAAUGGCAGCGAUCCGGAGCCCCUCCACCUUCCGGGUCUGCAGUCAGUACUGCUCCCCAGCCUAAGCCAGCUGACAAAAUGUCAAAGAAUAAGAAGAAGAAAUUGAAGAAGAAGCAGAAGCGCCAGGCAGAAUUACUAGAGAAGCGAAUGCAGGAAAUUGAGGAAAUGGAGAAAGAGUCGGGCCCUGGGCAAAAAAGACCUAACAAGCAAGAAGAAUCAGAGAGUCCUGUUGAAAGACCCUUGAAAGAGAACCCACCUAAUAAAAUGACCCAAGAGAAACUUGAAGAGUCAAGUUCCAUUGGCCAGGAUCAGACACUUAUGGAGCGUGGUGUAGAGGGUGGUGCAGCAGAAAUUAAUUGCAAUGGAGUAAUUGAAGUCAGUAAUUAUACUGAGAACAGUAAUAAAGAAACAAUGAGGCUUGCAGAGGAUCUCCAUAAUGCUAAUGACUGUGAUGUCCAAAAUUUGAAGCAGGAACCUAGUUUCCUAAGCUCCCAAAAUGGAGACAGCACAUCUCAAGAAACAGACUCUUGCACACCUGCACCACCGGAGGUGUCAGAUACUAUGGUGUGCCAGUCCUCCGCAACUGGAGACCAGUCAUUCCAUGAGCAGCACAUCAGCCAACUUCAAGAAAGCAUCCGGGCAGAGAUCCCUUGUGAAGAGGAGCACGAGGAAGGACAGAAUGGGCCCCUGGACAACAAAGGAAAAUCCACUGCUGGAAAUUUUCUUGUUAAUUCCCUUGAGCCAAAAAAUGCAGAAAAGCUCAAAGUGAAGAUUGCUGAUCUUGGAAAUGCCUGUUGGGUGCACAAACACUUCACUGAAGAUAUUCAAACAAGGCAGUAUUGCUCCCUGGAAGUUCUGAUAGGAUCUGGCUAUAAUACCCCAGCUGACAUCUGGAGCACGGCAUGCAUGGCCUUUGAAUUGGCUACUGGUGAUUAUUUAUUUGAGCCUCAUUCUGGAGAAGAGUACACCCAAGAUGAAGAUCACAUUGCGUUGAUCAUAGAACUUCUGGGAAAGGUGCCUCGCAAGCUCAUUGUGGCAGGAAAAUAUUCCAAGGAAUUUUUCACCAAAAAAGGUGACCUGAAACAUAUCAUGAAGCUGAAACCCUGGGGCCUUUUUGAGGUUCUGGUGGAGAAGUAUGAGUGGUCUCAGGAAGAGGCGGCUGGCUUCACAGACUUCUUACUGCCCAUGUUGGAGCUCAUCCCCGAGAAGAGAGCCACUGAUGCCGAGUGUCUCCGGCAUCCUUGGCUCAACUCUUAAGCCCCAGCCCAGGCCCACAGCAGCAGAGAUCACUACACUGACUGUCCAUUCUCCUCUCCAGGCAUUUUCCAAUUUUCAGGGUGAAGCCCUUUCUUCAAGGGUUUCUAGAUUUCUUUUUUCUUAAUCCAGUAUGUUUAUUUGGGUUUGCAUACUUGACCCCAACUGCCUUUGGGUGUCCCCGGUGAAUUUGGCCUUGGUGGGGCUUGCCAAAGACUAAUGGACUAAAAAUGUACAACAGUCUCUUACCCUCUGCCCUUGCCUUUCCAUCAGGGUAUCCUGUAAACUAUAAGUAUCCUCUUUAAAAAGAGCUAU
Molecule: messenger RNA, 2289 nt
Organism: Octodon degus (degu)
Lineage: Eukaryota; Metazoa; Chordata; Mammalia; Rodentia; Octodontidae
Product: SRSF protein kinase 1
Exons: 1
Coding region: 334-1977 (547 amino acids)
Biological process (GO): regulation of mRNA processing; protein phosphorylation; spliceosomal complex assembly
Molecular function (GO): ATP binding; protein kinase activity
Source: RefSeq, a predicted model, not a curated record